Molecule: messenger RNA, 1384 nt
Organism: Cololabis saira (Pacific saury)
Lineage: Eukaryota; Metazoa; Chordata; Actinopteri; Beloniformes; Belonidae
Product: transcription elongation factor A N-terminal and central domain-containing protein
Exons: 3
Coding region: 187-1134 (315 amino acids)
Biological process (GO): DNA-templated transcription
Cellular component (GO): nucleus
Source: RefSeq, a predicted model, not a curated record
UACAGCAGGACUCCACUUCCAGCGCUGCGUUGCAGUGCAGAGACCACCACCUAUCGGGCUGCAGCCGCCACAGCAGCAGCAUGCUGGCGCAACAUGGCUGCUCCCGUGCAGACGUGCUGGGAUUGCUGUUAGCAGGAAGAAGCUGCAAACCAUGAGAGAACUCAGUUCCCCCUCUCUGCAGGAAUCAUGGAUACAAAGGAAGUAGUCCACUGUGCUCUUCAGAUAGAGAAACUGACUGUAGAGAAAAGCUACGAGAGCAUCAUGACCCUCGUGAGUGAUCUGGACGCGUGUCGUGUCACAGCAGAGCAGUUGGAGACAACAGACAUUGUGAAAGUGUUGUACAGGCUUCUAAAAACCUGCUCCGACAACAACGUGAAGAGGAAAGUCAAGAGCAUGUUGUCGAGGUGGAAGAAACAGCACGGAGAAGACGGUCGAGGGGGGAAAUGCUCGGAUGGGAGGAAGGUUUCUGAGGAGGCUGGAGUUUCUGAACGGGGGGAUUCACAGUCCGGUCAAGCUCUAACAUGUGACCACGAGGAGCAGCAGGAAUGCCCGCAGGCUAAGCCUGACCUCCAGAGUCAGAUCUCGUGUGCAGCUUCCAGCUCUGUGAGAUCUAAAUGUGUUGAGCUCCUUCUCUCUGCCCUCCACCCUGAACCUCCUGAUGGAGACAAGGCAGCGGAGCUGGCUGAAAGCAUCGAACUGCACCUCCAUGAGCUCCACGCACCCAACCAGGUCAAAUACAAAACCUGCGUGAGGAGCAAGGUGGCUAACUUAAAGAACCCCAACAACAGCCACCUACGCCGGGGCCUCCUGGGCGGCUCCCUGCGCCCGGAGGAGUUCGCCCGCAUGUCGGUGGAGGAGAUGGCGUGCUCGGAGCUCCGGCAGCUGCGGCAGGAGUUCUCCACCCGGGCUGUGAGCGAGAGGCAGCUUCCUCAAGGGGUGGAAGGGACGCAGACGCAGAAGAUUCGCUGCCAAAGAUGCGGAGGCUCGGACUGCAGGGUGACGCAGAUGUCCAGGGGGGCUCUCUUCCUGCCCGCCUGGGUGAGGCGGGGCGGCGCAGAUGAGGAUGCCAUGACCUUUGUGACGUGCAGCGGCUGCGGACAGCAGUGGUACCACAGCGGCUGGGUCUGCCUCUGAAUACAACAGUCGGGCUCAUUAGCACGGCCAGACACCAACAGAAUUAUUGUGUGAAUUAUAGGGAUGGACUAAAAAAUGUAUCACGAUAAUUUCUGGCAUUUAUCCCAAUAACUAUAAAAAAAAUACCAAUUCAACUCCACCUUUGUAACUAUAAAUCUAUCACCACAUUCAGUCUUUGGAGCCCCCAAAACACUGCUCUAAAAGAUACUAAAUGCUACUGAACUACACCAAUUAAAUUGAAUUAAUAAAA